Messenger RNA from Leptinotarsa decemlineata (Colorado potato beetle), 1198 nucleotides. It is a transcript of the gene C15, whose product is annotated as homeobox protein C15. Gene Ontology annotation, molecular function: RNA polymerase II cis-regulatory region sequence-specific DNA binding; DNA-binding transcription factor activity, RNA polymerase II-specific. The record is from RefSeq and is a predicted model, not a curated record. Lineage: Eukaryota; Metazoa; Arthropoda; Insecta; Coleoptera; Chrysomelidae. Gene Ontology annotation, cellular component: nucleus. Gene Ontology annotation, biological process: regulation of transcription by RNA polymerase II; animal organ development.
GAGUUUGCAGAGUCAGAUAACUGCUAUUCGUUCUUCACCUCGUCAAUUUAUAUGUUUCACGUAUCCCUCAGAGCACUCUGAACUAACUUGCGGAACCGAAAAGUAAAACAUGAUCAAUUAGUCGUUAAUUGUUGAGUGAUAGUGCUAAUUAAUACUUUAUUAUACGAGAUGAUUUAUUGAAUCUGUGAUAGUUUUAGUAUUAACAAUCAUGUCUGAUCACGAGCUAACCGAAGAUGACCACGAAAUAAACGUGUUAGAUACGGACUCUAGAUUGUCUCAUAGUGACAGUGAAGCGAGGAGCUCCAGAAGCCACUGCAGUAGUCCAGAUAAUGUCACUACUUCCCAUCAUGGUUCCUCGAAUGCUUUACCCUUCAGUAUUUCCAACUUGUUGGGCAAAAAUUUCGAACAAAAAUCCGAAAAUGACUCGGGGUCGUUAUACCAAAAUCCGGCGGGAAUUUUUCAACACCGCAGUGCUCUCGGAUUGGUUCCGUCGGGUUUUUACGGACAUGGUGUUCUUCGGGUACCUGCACAUCGGCCUCUAGGGGGUCCUGGGAGUCCCCCAGGACCGAUGUUCAAUCCGUGGUCUCUUGGACUUGACCCAGUGUUGCAGAGAUCUGCAGCAGCUGCAGCUUUCGCCACGCAAGUUGUUAAAGAUAGAUUGGCAGCAUCUUUCCCUAUGACGAGGCGGAUAGGACACCCUUACCAAAACAGGACACCCCCUAAGAGGAAGAAGCCUAGAACUUCAUUCACAAGACUGCAAAUUGCCGAGUUAGAGAAGAGGUUUCACAAACAGAAGUAUCUGGCGUCGGCGGAAAGAGCGUCUUUAGCGAAAACGUUGAAAAUGACAGACGCUCAAGUUAAAACGUGGUUUCAAAAUAGGAGGACGAAAUGGAGGAGGCAAACAGCAGAAGAACGCGAGGCAGAGCGACAAGCUGCUAAUAGACUGAUGCUAUCCCUUCAGGCGGAAGCUCUGAGUAAAGGCUACAUGAACGAGGGAGCAGCUUCCCAGGCAGGACCUGGUGACACCGCUCUCAGCGCUUUGCAGAAUCUUCAACCAUGGGCGGGUCCUUAUAAUGGUCCCCAGCCAGGCCUAGCGGAAUCCAUUUGUUAGGAAUUCUUCGAAAGAAACUCGUGCAAUAUUAAAGCUGUUCGCAAAAAGCCCAGAAAUUUCAGAAGAGAUGAAUACUGAAAGACAAAG